AUGACGAAGGUGUACGAGACUGUAUCGUCAAUCAGAGCGCCAGAAGCCUGGUCAUUCUUACCGAAAGCGAACACCAAACAAGAAAAGGCCAAUCGUAGAGAGCAAGUUAGAAAUUUCGUUGUAAAAACGCUCAACAAGGGACCUCAAGGCCUAGUAUCAGAUUUCCGACAAUUGAAAAGAGUGAAUGACUUUUCAAAGAUGACAGAAUUUGUGGCACAGACUGCAUCUGGAAAAAAUCGUUACAAGGAUGUGGGUUGUCUCGACAACAAUCGUGUUGUACUCACAAUUGGUUCAUGUUCAUAUAUCCAUGCGAACUAUGCUCCUCUCCCCUCAACAUGUGAAGAUUUCUGGUGUAUGGUUGUACAGGAGGAAGCCGAAGUGAUACUUAUGCUCUGCAAUUUCAUUGAGCAGGCAAGUGCCACUUGA
This is a messenger RNA of Cooperia oncophora, 426 nucleotides long. Lineage: Eukaryota; Metazoa; Nematoda; Chromadorea; Rhabditida; Trichostrongylidae. The record is from the annotation of a GenBank genome assembly.